This is a messenger RNA of Heterobasidion irregulare TC 32-1, 627 nucleotides long. RefSeq lists its product as uncharacterized. NCBI's taxonomy places the organism in Eukaryota, Fungi, Basidiomycota, Agaricomycetes, Russulales, Bondarzewiaceae. Bases 1 to 627 code for a protein of 208 amino acids. The record is from RefSeq and is a predicted model, not a curated record. The transcript is spliced from 3 exons.
AUGUUCUCCUUCACCAAGAUCGUCUCUUUUGCUGUGCUCGCUUUGGGCACUCUCGUCUCUGCGUCUGCAAUCCCAGCUGUCAAGAGUGUCGUCGUCGUUUCCCCCAAGGCGACCAUAAAGGAGCGCGAUGGCACCAGCCUAGCCUCUGUCUUUGCGGACCUGACCACAUCGCUCCAGCCCGUCCUCUGUAGUUCCAUCGUAGCUGGCCUCCCCGGGACCACCGACCCUGUCGCUCUCCAGUCCGGCAUUACUCAAGUCACUUCGCUCAUUCAGUCGGCCAGCUCCACCCUUUCCGGCCUCACCAGCCAGCCCCAGUCCCAAACGCUCUCCACCCUCGACGGCACCGGCCUUCUGAGCGUCACCGACGUCGCAGGCCUCCUGGGAGGAACACUGACCAGCGUCCUUGGUGUCCUCGGGCCUCUCACUUCGGGCGUGGGCGCCGUCGGCACCGUCGGUCUGCUUACCCCUCUUUUGGCUGUCAUCACGACGCUGUUAACUGUGGUGCUCACGCUCGUCGGCGCCUCGGCUUUGGCCCUCGUCACCGCCCUCUUGCCGCUCAUUAUCACGCUCAUCCCCACGCUUUUGUCGCUCCUCCUUCCCAUCAUCUUGGGAUUGCUUUUACUUUGA